Ctenocephalides felis (cat flea) is the source of this 4359-nucleotide messenger RNA. It is a transcript of the gene larp, whose product is annotated as la-related protein 1. Bases 414 to 4058 code for a protein of 1214 amino acids. The record is from RefSeq and is a predicted model, not a curated record. The transcript is spliced from 18 exons. Gene Ontology annotation, biological process: mRNA stabilization; positive regulation of translation. Gene Ontology annotation, cellular component: cytoplasmic stress granule; cytosol. NCBI's taxonomy places the organism in Eukaryota, Metazoa, Arthropoda, Insecta, Siphonaptera, Pulicidae. Gene Ontology annotation, molecular function: RNA cap binding.
UUUUAAAGGAAACUUGUGAUAUCGAUUCAGUAGAUAAACUUGUCCGGCAAAUGAUUUGAAUAUGCAUUUUUGACAGUCUCCAUAGUUAGUAUAUCUAAGUGAAAUGAAUAAAAGCAGUUGUUAACUUUGUCUAAUGUGGUUAUCUACGACGUAGAUGUGGUUCUUGGCUGACUUAUGUGCAAAGACAUUUUGAACUCUUAUGUUUUACUGGGAAAAUAGAUAAUCACAAUUAAAAUUACAAUUUUUGAAGUUGAAAAUUUAUCAUGACCUUUUUCUUGGCGGGCGAUGUCUAAAUAAAUACAAUAUGGCAUUAUUAUCUGGCCCUAUAAUAUUAUAUGCAUAAUUGUAUUUUAAACCUUUUUCAAUUUCUAAUUGUGUUUUAUUUUGCUAGCUAAACUCAUUAGUACUUAAAAAUGACUACUCCAUUUAAUACUGAUUAUAACUCUACAGAAAGUAAUUCUUCAUAUGCCAGAGUUGUGUUAAAUUUCAAAGACAAUAUUGCCACUGAACCCUGCAUUGAAUCACAAACAAAUGUUUCUAAUAAUCCAGUUCUGCAAUCAAAUAAUAACUCUAGAGCACGUUAUGGUACCGAAGAAAAUUUUACAACAGUAACAUCAUACAGUAGAAAGCUGCGUAAGAAUGGAAAGAAAAAGUCUGUUGAGCAUAAGGAUAUAAUAAAAGAUAGCAGAAAUGUUCGAGAAGCUUUAGAAAACCAAACUUCCAAGAGCUCUAGUCUCCAUAAGGUGGAUUGUGCCAUGGAAUGUGAAACUUCUAAAUCUGGUGAUAAUCAAAGCUUUGAUAAACUAGACCCUUCAAAAAAAUUUGUUGAAGCCCCAUUGCCAAAAGUCAACGUGUGGCAGGUUCAUUCAUCUCAAACUGCAAAUUGCUUAUCCAAGGGCCAUUCAGAAGGCAAGUCUCCCCGUGACGGCGCAGAGAAAUUUGAAGAUAUUGACGAAAAUAAACAAAACAAUACCGCCAAUACUAAAACUGUACGAAAUCAAGCGGAUCCUGUGAAAAGACUAAGAGAGAAUAUAAAUGAUGGCAAUAAAUCGAGGACCGGACGAAAUGCAACAAAGUCUGCAGAUGUGGUUUCGAAUUUGAUAGCAUCAACCCAACCCCUUGUUGUUAAAGCAAAUGCAGAUAAAAGAAAAUACAAUUAUAAGGCAAGCAACUUCUCAGAUAUGGGUGACUGGCCAACAUUAGGCAAUAUGAACGUUGAGAAACGGAGCGGUGUUGGCCUUGGAAGUAAUUCUGGAAAUAAUCUGCCCUUGAAUGGACACCCACAAAAUGAGGAGGAAGAAAAAAAUAAGACCAAGAAAAUCCCAAAACCGAAAUGGGUUCCUUUAGAAAUUAAUGUCAAAAGUCGAAACAAUAGGCGUGAAGAUUUGCUAAAAUAUAAUAAUGUUUCGCAAGAGAGUAAUAAUGCGAGAAGUGGAAAUGGCGUUGCCAGUAACCAUCGAAGGGGCGCGCGAUUGUCGGCUCGCGGUAUGCAUUUUGGAUCGAGACGGAUUGCACAAAUUAGUGGCAGGGGUUAUACGAACGAUUUGGGGAAGAUGUAUGAAAAUAUAAUUUUGCUUGAUGGCAAGAGAUCUACUGAUGGUGAUUUAGUGGACUAUUCUACUUAUUCAGACUCCUUGAACAAAGCAAAGCCGGUAGUUCUGACAACUGGCAGUGAAAUGCAACGAUUUAUGAUGCCGUACAUAGGAACGUUUUAUUUUAACGCAAUUAACAAUAUAGAUACUACAUCACUUAAAGAGUGCAUUAAAAAACAGAUAGAAUAUUAUCUUAGCGAAGAGAAUUUGGAAAAGGACUUUUUUUUGCGUCGAAAAAUGGACUGUGAAGGUUUUUUGCCUAUUACAUUAAUUGCAUCAUUUCAUCGCAUUCAAGCGCUGACUACAAAUAUCGCGAUAAUCAUAGAAUCUAUCAAAGAUUCCACAAAAAUUGAACUAGUUGAUGGGUUCAAAGUUCGAACGAAAGUUGAACCAACUAAAUGGCCUAUUCUUGAUCCUAAUAUGGGAAACAGUGAUAACAAGGAUAUUGAUACAAACCGCUAUAUGACUAAUAGAGAUACUGUUAUUAAUGCGAUGUUUAAUAACAUUCAAAUUUCAUCAAGUGUGGACAAUACCAUGAUUAUUCCUAUAGCUAAACCUUUACCAAGCGUUCCUUCGCCACCAUUGCCAAGAAAUUUUCAAACUCUGGCUGCACCAAAAUCAGGUGCACUACCUCCGGAGCAGCUGAUUUCGGCACUACCGGUACAAGAGGCAUCUUUACCGGAGAAUUUGAAACCUGAAAUUUCAGAAAUUGUUCCUGAUACAGAUUUUACUGACGUUGAGACAAUCGAUCGAGUGACAAAUGUAUGGAAAGAGGUUAAAAGACGAUCUAAGUCCAGUGCCAAGGAGCGCAACACAGAAGAAAGCCGCGAUAGGAUUGUGUCAGAAAACGUGAAUGUAGCGACUAUAGAACGUGAGGAAUUAGAUUUCCAAUUUGAUGAGGAGUUAGAUGUUUUGACAGGGCGGGCCAAUCACUUUACUGACAACUGGUCCGACGAAGAUUCAGAUUACGAAUUUAGCGAUCGCGAUAUAAGUAAGUUAUUGAUUGUCACUCAAGUACCUUCACAUGGAGGAGGUGUACCUGGCGGCACACGCAUUACUAAACAUGAGGGACAUGAUAGAACAGGAGAAUGGGCGUCAAGAGUUAAAAUUAGUCAAGAAAUUGAGCAGGCUAUCAAUGAUGGACUUUAUUAUUAUGAGAAAGAUCUGUGGACAGAGAGAAAUAACAGGGAUCGCUCAUCGACAAACAGUUACAAAACAGUAAAUCUUAUUACACAAGAAGAUUUUGAGAAACUUAUUCCUAAAACAAGCCGCAUUCAAAAUCCAGAAGUGCCUCCACCUCCGCCUCCAACAUUUGCGGAACAUAACAGUAAGAACAAACUUCAAGCGUCUCUCAGGCGAGCACCACGGUUCUACGCCGUUAACAAAGACGAACUGAUUGAUCCCCGCACACCACGCAAACGCAAAACGCGUCACAUGAAUAAUCCUCCUGUGGAACACCAUGUAGGUUGGAUAAUGGGCGUUAAAGAACACCGACCGCGAACAUCAUCUGCAGGAAGCAGCGCUGGUACAAGUCCAAGUGAAUCGCACCUUGGUUCAAGCUGCGGCAGCAGUGCUCCACAAUCAUUGCCUAUUUUCCAACAUCCAUCACACUCGUUGCUCAAAGAAAAUAAUUUUACUCAGCAAGUCUAUCACAAGUAUCACUCCAAAUGUCUAAAAGAAAGAAAGCGUCUUGGCAUUGGGCAUAGCCAAGAGAUGAACACUCUUUUUAGAUUCUGGUCGUUCUUUUUGAGGGAGAAUUUCAAUGGUACAAUGUACUCAGAGUUCAGAUCAUUGGCUUUAGAUGAUGCUGCAGGUGGUUUUCGCUAUGGGUUGGAAUGUUUAUUCAGAUUCUAUAGUUACGGCCUGGAACGAAAAUUUAGACCUCAUUUAUACGUUGAUUUUAUGACAGAAACAAUAAAAGAUUAUGAAUCAGGGCAAUUGUAUGGACUUGAAAAGUUUUGGGCUUUUUUAAAGUACUAUAAGCACAGUGAAAAACUUCAUGUUGAACCGAAACUCAAGGAAUAUUUGACACAGUUUAAGACGAUUGAUGACUUCAGAGUAAUGGAGCCUGUUUUAAAUGAAAUGUUGCAAGGCGUGGGGGCUUUGAAAAGAUAUCCAGCAAAAAGGAGACAUCGUUCAAUUUCUGAUAGCGAAGGUGCGACAACAGAUACGGCAGCACAGACUUCAGUCAGAACUACUUUUGGAGUACGGCCUAGACGCUACUCUGGAGGCAACGGGCCACCAAUUGAAAUUAAAAUCAGAAAUAGAUCUGACUUCGCUGGUAAGCAGCCAAGCAAAUUAAGCACUAAUAGUUGUUAUCAUGCUCGGGCACAAUUGAUUGGUUCUGGAAAGGUACAUUCAGCAUCGGAUGAAGAAAGAGCCGGAGGUAAUGCGAAAAGUAAUUCUGAAAGGCAAUCAAGCAAAAUACUAGUUGGACCAAGUAGUUCUAAUGACAAAUCCAAAUAAUGUUUCAAUUAGCGAGAAUAUCAAUCAAAAGCGGAUAUCAGUAAUAUUUGAAUGAAAUCAUUUAUGCUACUAUAUAGUCCACACUGAAGAUUGUUGUAUAAUAUAUAUUGGUUAUUUGGCUGAUUAGAUGAAAAUAGAUAUAAGUAUAUAUUAUUGUUAUAAUAAUUUUAUCUGUAAUUAAUACUUAGAUCUAGUUCUGUGUUUGAGAUUGAUAUAAUUUCACCAAGAAUUAAUUAAAUUAAUCAUUUGCAUACUUGACAUACUUAUUAAGUACAAUGUCAAAAUCAACUUUGGGAAACUA